This is a messenger RNA of Zea mays, 1417 nucleotides long. RefSeq lists its product as uncharacterized. The transcript is spliced from 5 exons. The coding region runs from base 772 to 1281 and encodes 169 amino acids. The record is from RefSeq and is a predicted model, not a curated record. Lineage: Eukaryota; Viridiplantae; Streptophyta; Magnoliopsida; Poales; Poaceae.
ACGCCGUUCUUAACUCCCCACCUCACAGUCAUCGUCCGUGCUCGACUUGCUCCACCAGCCCACCUCGCCGUGGGGCACGACCUUCCUCCAUGACAUCUGCAGCUCCGACGACCAUGAGGAUGACAUGCUCGUCUGCGCCGCGGCCACCACACCUUUUGCCUCCUCCCCCAAAUCACCGCCGAGGUCCACAUCUGGUCACAUCCCCAGCCGAUCACGCCACCAUGCUGCCAACGGUCGUGCGCCUCGCACCUCGAUGCCACCUCAGCCUUACAUCGCAUCAAAAGCCAUUGAACUCUCGCUCGAUUCGUCUCCGGUCGGACCUCUUCUCUGCCCAAACCCUACCCCCACCAUUUCCCAAAAAUAAUCGUUCGAUCUCCUUUGUGGAAAGUUUCACUUACAGAUCGCUGCAGUAGGCUACUCCAUCAUCGCCUUUAGGGGCUUUGACUCUAGCACCAGGCCCUUCUCCACAGCUAUUAAGUAUGUGAGCACUCCUCAGAUCCGCUACACCUGUGUUUGCCUAAUCUUGCAGCACCUUGAUUCGCCGGAGAACAAGUCGGCCAUGUGGGAGUUCUCGGGGGCGAAUAUGAAGAAGGCCAACAGCAGAGGCGCAAAAUGUUUUCAUUUGACAACGUUGCAAUAAAGGAUAAGAACGCUAGGAAGCUAUAAGCACAGAAAGAAAAAAGCUAUCGAUUCUAUAUUCAAGUCCAAUCCCUUUCUACAAAAUAUGAUGAGAGAUGCAAGAUUGUUGGAGAUGUGGCAUCUAAUCUAACAAUGGAUGAGGCCACUUUCCGUGAUUCCCAGGAACAUAGGUUGGAAAUUUAUUACACCAUAAUUAGGCCGCAAAAAAUUGUCUACAUAUUCAGAGAAGUGCAACAGUGCACACUCCUUUCAAAGACUGAGUGCAGUGAAGAAUGUUCCUAUGCCCUCAGUCAUCAAGAUACAACAUUGGAUCGAACACUCAAAAAUGAUGGAUCAGCAAAAAAGGGUACUAUUAUUGUCUGGGAGAUCUUUGCUUUGAAACACAAAGCAAGACAUUUAGUUCAAUCUCGUCUUCUUCAGUCACCAGUUGCAGUUGUCGCCGUCGCUUCUGCGACAACUGCCUAUGCUGUAAUUACUACCACAGAUGAGAAACCUAGAGAUAUUGUUGUGACAGAUGAUUUUGAUAUCAAGAGAACUCAACCUACAAGUAAUUCCAAAAAGAUCGUUGCUGAAACUGAUGUACUUACUGGACAGAAUGGUAAACUAGCGACCAGAUUGGCAGAAGUUCUUGAUGAAAACUAAAUGAUAGAUUAGACAUGAAAAACUUGCCAUAUGAUGAAUUGGCAAAGAUAAAGCUUUCUUUAUGUUAGUACAUAAUGCUUGAUUUUUGUUGACAAUCUCUCCCUUUUCCCUUUCAAAGAAGCUUAAAUUAGUUCAA